Molecule: messenger RNA, 2406 nt
Organism: Drosophila melanogaster (fruit fly)
Lineage: Eukaryota; Metazoa; Arthropoda; Insecta; Diptera; Drosophilidae
Gene: GlcAT-S
Product: glucuronyltransferase S
Exons: 5
Coding region: 495-1724 (409 amino acids)
Biological process (GO): glycoprotein biosynthetic process
Cellular component (GO): Golgi membrane; membrane
Molecular function (GO): galactosylgalactosylxylosylprotein 3-beta-glucuronosyltransferase activity
Source: RefSeq, marked reviewed
UUCAGUAGUGUCAGACUCUCGGUGACAACAACACGUCGGGAAAUUGCAUCGCUGUGGAAAACAAUAAAAUAGAGCGUGAGAGUGAGAGACAGUCGCGCGGGUGUCGGUCAGAAAUAAGCAAUAUUUUCUGUGAUUUUUGAGUGUGACGUCCUGUUUUGAGUGCUUCCGCCUCGUAAUUCGCGGCAUUGCUGCGGCCAAAAGUUCGCCAUUGGAUGGUUUUUUAUAGCAACCAGCGCGCACGGAAAUAAAUCGGAGCACGGGGAGCACCCAAAGUGCAGAGAUGUCGAGGCAAUUUGCAUAAUUUUCGGGUGGUCGGUCGCAGCUAGAAAGUUGUAUAAUAAGAUUGCGAAAACCAGGAGGUACGCCCGGCUCACCACAAAUGGACGGGGAAUGUUGUGGCAGCUCCACCGCGUCCACCAACACCACAACCAUCGCCACCACCACCACCCCAGCUGAAAGCGCCUACACCAUCGUAUCCCAAAAUAUUUCAAUAAAUGUCUAGUGCCAGGCUACUCGAGUCGCAGACAUCCGACGAGGAUAACGAGGACAUCGAGCGGCGGCCUCACCAGAGCCAUUCACGCAGCUGCAGCAACAACACCACCCCCACCCAUCCACCACAUCCCAUGGUCAGGAAGGGGGGUGUGGCCAGGAGGAUCUGCCUGAUAGGUGGGGCACUGUUCCUGCUCCUCGUCGCCCUCUGCUACCUCACCCUCAGCGGGGACACUCGCCUCGGUGGCUCCGAGGAUUCGGAGGAGGGAUCUCACCAUGGAUUAGAUAGUAUGAAUUUCCGGCCAUUGAACGAAACCGUUCACAUAUGCAGCGAGAGUUACGAGGAUCGACGGCAGUUCAUGCAGGAUAAGCCCCAAUCUGAUUACGUCCAGUUGCCCGUGAUAUACUUUGUUACUCCAACGUAUCCGCGGCGCGAGCAAAUCCCAGAACUAACCCGUCUGGCGCACACGCUGCUCCAUAUUCCACGAUUGCACUGGCUGGUGGCCGAUGAUCAAGAGAAAUGCAAUGACUAUAUGGACACGCUGCUCUAUCGAUUUGGUAUGCCCUUUACCCACAUGGUCAGCCCGAUGCCCAGCAAAUUCCGGAAUGAAAAGCCAGCGCCGCGAGGUGUGGCAAAUCGGAGGGCAGCCUUGCAGUGGAUACGGCAGCAUAAUCUCACCAACGGAAUACUUUACUUCGGAGACGACGACAACACCUAUGAUCUGCGUUUGUUCUCUGAAAUCCGGAAAACGCAACGGGUUUCCAUGUUUCCUGUAGGUCUUAUUGCUGAUUAUGGGGUCAGCGGGCCAGUUGUGCGCAAAGGCAAGGUUGUAGCAUUCCUGGACUCCUGGGUUGCCGGUCGACGCUGGCCCGUUGACAUGGCCGGUUUUGCAGUGAAUUUGGAGUACAUGGCGCAGUAUCCCUAUGUGAAUAUGCCGUACAAGCCCGGCUACGAAGAAGAUCUCUUUCUGCGCAGCAUUGGCCUUCAAAUGAAUCUGAUUGAGCCGCGCGGCAAUAACUGCACCGAAAUUCUGGUUUGGCACACGCAGACAAAGUCAAAGAAGCUCGGAAUGGUUCGAUUAGAAAGCAAAUACUUGGACGAUCGUUCUAACUUGGGCGCUCUGCUUCAUAAUCUUAAACUAAUGGGCGUGACCAGUACAACGGAAAGUGAAGGACGCAAUGCACUGAUCAGCAAAAAUGGAAGGGAAAAUCCACACUCCAAAAUUCUUAGCUGAGUCCUAUGGUCCAACCCGAAUAAUACUUAUAGACUUUUAGAGCUAAAUGUAUAGUUAUUCUAAAACAAAUCUCGAAUCCACUGCUCGCUGUAUUUCCAUGGAAUUUUCCUGUUCUAGUUAUCAGUCGUUUUCGUACUGCACAAUUAUAUUUUUUUUUUCACAAAUUAUUGCGUGGGUGCUGCCUCUCUGUUCUAGAUUCUCAUAAUGAAAAGUUAAUAAAUUAUGCAUGUAUUGUUAAUUAGUUGUAGAUAAGUUUGUUCGUGAUAGCAAUAUAGGAAACACAGGGACGGCUACAAAGAUAGGUCUUAUUUAUUUAUAUCAUAAUCGCUGACAGUAGGUUGUAAAAGCAGCUAGGAAUGUUUAUAACUUGCUUAUUGUACGUUCUAAUUUGCUAAGCAAAACGAAGGCUUCGGUCUGUAUGGUCUUUCGACCAAGCCCUUAGGGAUCAUUUUAUCGUUGUUAAUCACCUCAUCGACUUGCAACACAUAUCAUUAAGCUUGGUAUAAAUUAUUUAGGCAUAUAAAAAGUCAUCGAAUUCCCUUAAGAGCAAUGGUCAUUAAGUAUGAAGGACUUGUGUCAUUUUUAAUGUAAACUUUAUGUAUACUCUGUAAAUCAGUCAAUAAGAUAGUGAGUCAUAAUGUAAAAGAAUUAAACGCUAGUUUUAUGAAGCUUUCCCAAAUGG